GCUGUUUUCUGUCGCUGGGCGCCAGCCGCUGCCGAGGCCUGACUGACUGGGCGCCGACGGCGGGUGGGUCGCUGCGGGCUGGGCGCCGCGCGGGCUGGUGGGCAGCGUACCUUCGUCCUCCUCACCCUCCUCGGACAUGGUGGCCCCCGGCUCGCUGAGCAGCCGGCUGGGCGCGGUGUUCCCCUUCCUGCUAGUCCUGGUGGACCUACAGUAUGAAGGUGCUGAAUGUGGAAUAAAUGCAGAUGUUGAGAAACAUCUCGAGUUGGGAAAGAAAUUGCUUGCAGCUGGACAGCUAGCUGAUGCUUUGUCUCAGUUUCAUGCUGCAGUAGAUGGUGACCCUGAUAAUUAUAUUGCAUACUAUCGGAGAGCUACUGUCUUCUUAGCUAUGGGAAAAUCAAAAGCAGCACUACCUGAUUUAACUAAAGUAAUUGAAUUGAAGAUGGAUUUCACUGCAGCAAGAUUACAGAGAGGUCACUUAUUACUCAAACAAGGAAAACUUGAUGAGGCAGAAGAUGAUUUUAAAAAAGUGCUCAAGUCUAAUCCAAGUGAAAAUGAAGAAAAGGAAGCCCAGUCUCAACUUCUAAAAUCUGAUGAGAUGCAACGUCUCCGCUCACAAGCCCUUAAUGCUUUCGAAAGUGCAGAUUAUACUGCUGCUAUAACCUUCCUUGAUAAGAUUUUAGAGGUUUGUGUUUGGGAUGCAGAAUUACGUGAACUUCGAGCUGAAUGUUUCAUAAAAGAAGGGGAACCUAGGAAAGCUAUAAAUGACUUAAAGGCUGCAUCAAAGUUGAAGAAUGAUAAUACUGAGGCGUUUUAUAAGAUCAGCACACUGUACUAUCAACUAGGAGACCAUGAACUCUCUCUCAGUGAAGUUCGUGAGUGUCUUAAACUUGAUCAGGAUCACAAAAGGUGUUUUGCGCACUAUAAACAAGUGAAGAAACUUAAUAAGCUGAUUGAGUCAGCUGAAGAGCUGAUCAGAGAUGGCAGAUACACAGAUGCAACCAGCAAAUAUGAAUCUGUCAUGAAAACAGAGCCUGGUGUUGCUGAAUAUACAAUUCGUUCCAAAGAAAGGAUUUGUCACUGCUUUUCUAAGGAUGAGAAGCCUGUUGAAGCAAUUAGAAUAUGUUCUGAAGUUUUACAGAUGGAACCUGACAAUGUGAAUGCCCUGAAAGAUCGAGCAGAGGCCUAUUUAAUAGAAGAAAUGUAUGAUGAAGCCAUUCAGGAUUAUGAAGCUGCUCAGGAACACAAUGAAAAUGAUCAGCAGAUUCGAGAAGGUCUAGAGAAAGCACAGAGGUUACUGAAACAGUCCCAGAAACGAGACUAUUAUAAGAUCUUGGGAGUAAAAAGAAAUGCUAAAAAGCAAGAAAUCAUUAAAGCAUACCGAAAAUUAGCACUUCAGUGGCAUCCAGAUAAUUUCCAGAAUGAAGAAGAAAAGAAAAAAGCUGAGAAGAAGUUCAUUGAUAUAGCUGCUGCUAAAGAAGUCCUCUCUGACCCAGAAAUGAGAAAGAAGUUUGAUGAUGGAGAAGAUCCCCUUGAUGCAGAGAGCCAACAAGGAGGUGGUGGCAACCCAUUCCACAGAAGUUGGAACUCAUGGCAAGGGUUCAAUCCCUUCAGCUCAGGCGGACCAUUUAGAUUUAAAUUCCACUUCAAUUAAACCAACUGUUUUACUGCUCCUCUUCUUUUUUUUGUUUUAUAAACCUUUAAAACAAAAAAUUUGUUCUGGGAUCCUAAUGGAAAAAAAUAUUCAAAUCUUUUUGUUUGCCCAUGACCAAAGAGUUGUUUGAAUAAGAAGAAAAACUUUUCUUAUUUUAGACUUAAGAUUGAUGGGUCUGCAAAGGUAGGGAGCAAGGAACUGUUCUGUUUCUCACAAAGAACCCUAUAAUCAUUUCACAGCUAUCUGGAAGAAGUUGUCUGAUGUGUUUAGCCUAUAGAAGUGUUCAUAUAUCGCCUGUAUUUUUUAUUUUUUAAAUAACCCUGGAUUAACAUAGAGGUUCUUCUCUCCACAGCUUUGCAUAGUACCUAUAAGGAGGAGUGGUAAUCUUCAUGAGAAUGGUUUAUGUCUCAGUAUUCUUAAAGAGAAUAUGAACAGUUGAACUUAAUUUUCUUAGGGACAACUAUGCUUAGAUUUUGGUCAGUCCAGUCACUUGCAAGUGUUUAUUCCUGUACCAGUGUCAACACAGCUAUCACUGAAGGUUUUAGGAAACUUACCAUGGUAGAUGGUAUGUCCAGGUAUAGACUGGCUUGAUGUUAAGCAUAUACCAAUUUAACUUGAAUUUAAUUAUAAAAACUUAGAGGGCCUUCCUUUAAAUGUUAAACUUAAAAGCAGUUAAAGUUUGUGAAUGAAGUUCAGAUAAUAUCAGUGGUAUUUGAAAUAAUAUUACUGAAUGUCAAUUUGAAAUACUUUUUUUUUCUUUUUUUGUCUUUUUGAGACAGGGUCUCCUUGUAGCACCAGCUGUCCUGGAACUCACUAUGUAGACUAGGCUGGCCUCGAACUCACAAAGAUCCACCUGCCUCUGCCCCCCAAGUGCUGGGACUAAAGGCAUGCGCCACAACGCCCGGCUUGAAAUACUUUUUAAACAACUGAAGUUCCAAGUUUUUUAAUAGGCAUUUCCUGAACAAAACUGGCUUAGAAAUGAGGUUGCUCUAUCAGCAUCAGCAAACACAGAACACCACAAUUCCCACUUUUAAAUAGUACAGGAAAGCAGCCUCUUUUUCUCUUACAUCUGGUCUGUCUUAGCUGUGCUGUUUUCUGAUAUAUUGGACAGCAGAUCUGCCUCAUUGGGCCUGGAUCCUCCUGCUUAGAAGAAAGUACAGGCCUGCAAAUCCACUGAGCUCUGGCUAUGCACCCACUGUCAUUUCAUUUAAUAAGAUGGUGUUUUCUCCUGAGAUAUCCUUUUGUUUUUUAAAAGAUAACUAUUUAAGAAUCGUACUAUUCAAUAUUUGUAUACUGGAUAAUUUUUGCUUUAAAAAUGUGUUACUAAAUCAAGAUGGUUGAAUAUUUGUGGAACUACUGAUGCUACAUUGAAAAUCUAAAAGAAUUACUCUCGUAAGAAUUAUUACCUUUAUUCUAGAAAGGUUUUUGGUUUUGUCUUAACAUUUUAAGCAUAAAGCAUCUAAUAUAUUGCUUUUAUGAAGUAAAGCAUUUUAAAUUCAUUAUGGGAGGUAUCUUGACUGUGAAUAUAGCAGCCAAGCACAAAUUAUUUUCUUAACCUACAGUCAUAUCCUUAAAAAAACACAGAAAAAGGUUUUUUUUUAUGAGGUCACAAGUCACAUAGGUGAGUUGAGCAAAACAUUUAAAAGUGCUUUUUGCCUCUACUUAGGAGCUAUUUCUUAUCAAUAAACUUAACAAUAUAUUUAAAAAACUAUUGAAUAUCUUUCAGCUUUCAUUUUGCUUCAGUGUCUCAAAAUUCAAGUCAGUGUGAAUCUAAUUUGCAAGAUAAAUUCAUUUUUAUGUUUUUAAAUCUUAGUAAUCUCAUUUCUUCACUACUUACGAAACAGUUGUGUUUCAAUCUGGUCACUGUGACAUUUUUUGAAAUACAGUGAUAGUCUCUGUGUACUUUCAAAAGCUAGAGUUUUACUGUCAUAACAAAGGAAACAUUAUUAAGUUGCUUGCCCUUCCUUUUGGAGUAGGUGGAAAGUUGCCAAUAACAUGAAGCAAGGGGCAUUUUGAGAUGGUUGAAUGCUGGGCUGCAUAGAAUGUGUGUCCCAGAUCUAGCUGCCUCCUAAUUUGCUUCCUAGAGAUUGUUGCAUUUUCCUCCUUACUUGUAACAAUCAAAGUAACUGAGGCCUUAGUGUAGUCUUGCUAACCAAAAUGUGUAGUUAUUUGUGUUCAGUGGAGUGAAAUGACAAACUUUGGUGCCAAUGCCAUGGAGAAAAACACAGUUGGAUCUGUUUUGCAGAUUAGUGAAAUAGGAGUUCCAUUCUGGAUGGCCAUCAGCAGUCCUCUGGUGUCUACACUAAUAAGUAUUAUCCUUAAACAGCACUGGAAAGUCCUGGUUGAGUAAAAGGUCAGAAUAAUUCUUCCCCUGACCUGCCUGACAUAGUAUAUCAUGCAGUAUAAAAAGCAUUUUCUUUUUUUGCACUUCCAGUUUCUGUUUUUAGGGACUACAGGUAGCAAGUAACCUUUGUGA
Molecule: messenger RNA, 4127 nt
Organism: Nannospalax galili (Upper Galilee mountains blind mole rat)
Lineage: Eukaryota; Metazoa; Chordata; Mammalia; Rodentia; Spalacidae
Gene: Dnajc3
Product: DnaJ heat shock protein family (Hsp40) member C3
Exons: 12
Coding region: 137-1651 (504 amino acids)
Biological process (GO): protein folding in endoplasmic reticulum
Cellular component (GO): endoplasmic reticulum
Molecular function (GO): misfolded protein binding; protein-folding chaperone binding
Source: RefSeq, a predicted model, not a curated record